Messenger RNA from Nerophis ophidion (straightnose pipefish), 1244 nucleotides. RefSeq names its product cAMP-responsive element modulator-like. The record is from RefSeq and is a predicted model, not a curated record. Gene Ontology annotation, cellular component: transcription regulator complex; nucleus. The transcript has 6 exons. Gene Ontology annotation, molecular function: RNA polymerase II cis-regulatory region sequence-specific DNA binding; DNA-binding transcription factor activity, RNA polymerase II-specific. The coding region runs from base 31 to 543 and encodes 170 amino acids. Gene Ontology annotation, biological process: regulation of transcription by RNA polymerase II. Lineage: Eukaryota; Metazoa; Chordata; Actinopteri; Syngnathiformes; Syngnathidae.
GGGCGGGGCUACAGGUGGACGACGCCCACAAUGCAGUGGACUCGGGGUCCAAAGUACUUGACAGCCAUGGAUUCUCCCAGUCCCAGUGUGUCCCUGGAGGGCCCCCAGACCCUGUCCUCCAUGGCCACCAUCACCUCCCAGACUCUGCCCAGCGACUCCACCUCUUCAGACUUCUGCAGCAACCUGUGGGGUUACCACAACAACUUCCUGCCCGGAGUCCAAGGCGGUCCAUUCUGCUACCAGAACGAGGGAGCUCAGAUUGUGCCGAUCGCCAUGUCGACUACUCAACCAGGUGAUCUGACCGCCUCCCAGCUACAGUUCCCUACCUCCCUUUUCCCGCAGGGUGUGGUCCAGGGAAGUCUUCCCCGCAAACAAUCAGAACGCAGCUUGAUGAAGAACAGAGAGGCUGCCCGGGAAUACCGAAGGCGCAGGAAGAUCUACGUGAGAGAGCUGGAGAGGCGAGCGGAGCAGCUGGAAGAUGAAAACUUGGCUUUGAAGGAAGAACUCAAAAUUUGUAAAUCCUGUCACCAGAAAGUGAAAUGAGCGGUGGGUCCUUGAACGUAUUGAAAUGGCACAAGAUGAGUGAUGACUUCACACGAGUGUGUGGGUCAUACAACGUGAUUGUUGUUUGUUUGCUGCAGCAGAAGAAUUGACAUGCAGAUAUAAUCAGACUAAUAGCAAAUAUCAGCAAGGUAUUGACUUUGUUUAUCCUUCACUGACGUGAGCAAUUUUGCUUAUAAAUCAGAGCUUCCUUUUUCAAUCGCAUGCAGGAUUCUCACAGGUAUGAAGCAAAAAUCAAUCCCUACCCACUGUAUAAUAAUAAUAAUAAUAAUAAUGAUGAUGAAAGAAGAGUGUAGUUGCAGUACAAGUCAGUCGAGGAUACAGUUGGCUGAGGAGCGCUGAGUACAUAAGAAGUCACUGGUCAUCUCCCUGUAACCUCUGACCUCUGUGAGACUACUUCCUGUUGGAGGACAACAUGAUUAUUUUCUAUGCAAUAACACAGGUGGCUACAUAUAUAUAUAUAUAUAUAUAUAUUUAUAUGUAUGUAUAUAUAUAUAUAUAUAUUCUGACGCUUGGCGUGUAAGUGUUCAUUGAAAAACAUACUGAUCUGCAAUAAAAGCGCUUUUAUUUCAAUUGUACUGUUUGUAUUUCAAAAUAAAAUUCACCAAACUGACUGACUACAACGCUGACAGCCAAUAGACACCAGACCUCACCUCCCCACUUUCCCAAUAUCACCAAAUUAU